Messenger RNA from Populus nigra (black poplar), 984 nucleotides. RefSeq names its product thylakoid lumenal 16.5 kDa protein, chloroplastic-like. The record is from RefSeq and is a predicted model, not a curated record. The transcript has 4 exons. The coding region runs from base 49 to 759 and encodes 236 amino acids. Lineage: Eukaryota; Viridiplantae; Streptophyta; Magnoliopsida; Malpighiales; Salicaceae. Gene Ontology annotation, biological process: photosystem II repair.
AAACUAUCAACACCUCUAUUUUUUCCCACCAGAAACAAAUCAAGAAAAAUGGCAACAGCAUUUCUCUUAACUGCAAAACCAUUCCUCUCCUCCUCUUCAACACCAUCUUCUCUAUCUUCCCUAACAAAUACACCAGUCCUGCUAUCUUGUGCGCAGCAAAAGAAAUGUAAUGCCACGAGACCACUGACUUUAUGCAAAACUCUCAGGGAUGAGUCACCGCCUGUAACACCCUCUCCGGUUAUAAUAACCAAAAGAAGCUUGUCUAUUUGCUUCUUAACCAGCUUUGUAUUCUCAUUGGCAAGUAGAGGUGAUUCUAGUGCCAAUGCAGCUAUAUUAGAAGCUGAUGACGACGAAGAGUUAAUGGAGAAAGUUAAGAGGGACAGAAAGAAGAGGUUAGAAAAACAAGGAGUUAUUAGUUCUGCUAACCAGGAAAAAGGUUAUCUGCAAGAUCUUGUGUACAAGCUGAGCAAAGUAGGUCAAGCGAUAGACAAGAAUGAUCUAUCUACAGCUAGUUCUGUUCUUGGGGGUAGCACUGAUACAGAUUGGGUCCGAAAGGCUAAUAUUGCCUUCACCAAGCUGAGCUCUAGUCCUGACGAAAAGACUCAGGUGGACACCUUCAAUUCUUCACUAGCUUCAUUAAUGUCAUCAGUUACCGGCAAUGACAUUGAAUCCUCCAAAAUUGCUUUUGUAUCAUCAGCCACUGCUUUUGAGAAAUGGACAGCCUUGACAGGGCUGGUUGGACAGCUCAAAGGGCUUUGAAAAGGAAUCUGGAUAUUGAUGGCCUCUUCAUUUCUUUUUUGUUGUGAGGAACAUUUGAAGUUCUUUGAUUUCUAUCAUUCAAUUCUUCACAGGCUUUUCUUCCUAGCUCGAGUAGUUCCUCCAAUAUCAAAACGCUAUUUUACUUGCAUACGAGUUGUAAUUUGUUGCUCAAUAUUUUUUAUCUUUGGUUAAAAGUAAUAAUAUUUAUCUCUAUACCCUGCAAAA